Polychytrium aggregatum is the source of this 1760-nucleotide messenger RNA. Its product is annotated as nucleolar protein,Nop52-domain-containing protein. The record is from RefSeq and is a predicted model, not a curated record. Lineage: Eukaryota; Fungi; Chytridiomycota; Chytridiomycetes; Polychytriales. The coding region runs from base 141 to 1718 and encodes 525 amino acids. Gene Ontology annotation, biological process: rRNA processing. Gene Ontology annotation, cellular component: preribosome, large subunit precursor; preribosome, small subunit precursor; nucleus. The transcript has 10 exons.
AGUUGUCGACACCGAAUCGACCAGACGAAACGGCCGCCGGAGCGAAACAGCAAACCCGCACUGCCUGGUCUCCAUCUUCCGCCAUUGAGCUUCCCGACCGACACGCACGAGAGAAGCCCGUCCCUCCCCCAUAUCCACUCAUGAGCACCUCCGAAGAAGUCCCUGUCGCCAGUCCCGGCCCCGGAUUCGGCAAGAGGCUGGCCCAUGUUGAGAAGCGAGUUCGUGACGACGCCGUCCUCUCGCUGACCAAGUAUAUGGAGUCGCGGCCUGAUAUCUCCGAUCUGCAGAUGAUGAAGCUCUGGAAGGCCAUGUUCUAUUGCUUCUGGAUGUCGGACAAGCCGCCUGUCCAGCAGCACCUGGCCGAUCGACUUGCGGGCAUGGUCGAGUCUCUGCCUGGCGAUCUGGGACUUCGAUUUCUCGAGGCUUUCUGGAAUAUCAUCGCAGCCGAAUGGAAUGGCAUCGACCGCAUCAGACUCGACAAAUUCUAUCUCUUGAUGAGAAAGAUGCACUUUUAUGCCUUCCGAUUGCUGGAAAAGAACGACUUCCGGAAGGACUAUGUGGACGCAUUCGUGGCCAUCAUGAAAGAGGGACCCUUGAGCCCACGAAACUCCAAGUUUCCCGACGGAAUCCGAUACCAUACUUGCGAAGUCUAUGUGAACGAGCUCGACAAGUCGCUCCAGGGCGAGCUGUCGUUGCAAAACGGAAUGGCCCUGCUGUCGCCAUUCUUCGACCUGAUUGCGACCACGAUCCAACCGACGGUCGCGGCUCGUGUCAAAUCGGAGGUGUUCGAGGCCAUCUUGGCUCGUGCCGACGACGACUUUGAGUUCAACGGCUACGAGGACGAAGAAAUGCCCUCAAAGACAUCCUCCUUCGACCUGGUUGCCAUCACCAAGCGCCUCUUCCUCACCGCCGCCAAGCCCUCGACGACAUCGGGCAAUCGCCAGAUCAUGUAUGCGCUCUUUGAGCAGUACGCCAAAGUCACAGGUGUCGACACGGACGGGUUGCUAGAGUCGGCUGCGGAGGAAUCGGAGGAUGCCCUCAAGGAGCCGGAUACCACUGCCGACGACUCGGCCUCGGACUCGCCUAGCACGGCCGUGCCCGAGUCGGACCAUGUGCCCAGCGGAUCGGAGGCCCAGGUCGACGACGCCCCUGCAGAGACGGCGGUGCCGACAUCGGCGUCCAAGAGCAAAAAGAAGAAGAAGAACAAGAACAAGAAUGGCCAAAGCCGCGCCGCGGAAGCAGCUGCCGACGCCAAGACCACUCCCGAGCCCGACACCGAGCCCGAGCCUCACAAAACCAAGAAGCCAGCCAAGCCCGAAGUCGACUCCGACGUCCAGGAUGAAGGCACUAGCGGACAAACAGCCAAGCGAAAGGCUGGCUCCAUUGUGGCGCCCAAGAGCGUUCCCGCCAAGAAGACCAAGGCCAGCCACAGCGCCGAUGAGCAUCAAAGUGGCGACCGAAGCAAGGUUUCCACAACCCCAGCAACGACGUCUGCCUCUUCGGAAGAAGCCCCGAGCACACCCGUGGAGAAAAAGUCUGUUCGUUGGAGUGGCAAGCACCAUGUUCAGUUCUUUGACAAGACCAAGGCCCUCCUCUCUGGAUCCAGUCCCAUCAAUCUGCUUCCCCCUCCGGCAAAGGCCGCCCUCAAGAUAUCAAGCCCCUCCCCACAGCCGAAAAAGCUUUCCGCCAAGAGGGCGGUAGCAUCAGACUAUAUGUAGAAUGAAUGAAGCAUGCUGAACAAUUACAUAUUUUUUUUUAGA